Molecule: messenger RNA, 597 nt
Organism: Boleophthalmus pectinirostris (great blue-spotted mudskipper)
Lineage: Eukaryota; Metazoa; Chordata; Actinopteri; Gobiiformes; Gobiidae
Gene: rpl21
Product: ribosomal protein L21
Exons: 6
Coding region: 82-564 (160 amino acids)
Biological process (GO): translation
Cellular component (GO): ribosome; cytosolic large ribosomal subunit
Molecular function (GO): structural constituent of ribosome
Source: RefSeq, a predicted model, not a curated record
UUUGAAGGCGGAGUCUUGGGUCCUCAGCUCUCUCUUUCCGCUGUACCCGCCAUCUUGUAGAUACCGGGGUAAUCAGGCACCAUGACGAACACCAGAGGCAAAAGGAGGGGGACCAGGUACAUGUUCAGCAGGCAAUUCCGCAAGCAUGGCCCUAUUCCCUUGUCCACAUACAUGCGCAUCUACAAGAAGGGUGACAUUGUUGAUAUCAAGGGCACAGGAACUAUUCAGAAGGGUAUGCCUCACAAGUGCUACCAUGGCAAGACCGGGCGAGUUUACAAUGUAACCCAACAUGCUGUCGGCAUCAUUGUCAACAAGCAAGUGAAGGGUAAAAUCCUGGCCAAGAGGAUAAAUGUUCGCAUUGAGCAUGUCAAGCACUCAAAGAGCAGGGACAGUUUCCUCCAGCGUGUCAAGGAAAAUGAGGCCAAGAAACUGGAGGCCAAACAGAAGGGCACCUGGGUGGAGCUAAAGCGUCAGCCUGCUCCUCCUCGUGAGGCUCACUUUGUCAGCACCAAGAAGAACGAGCCCCAGCUCUUGGAGCCCAUCCCAUAUGAGUUCAUGGCAUAAAUGUUCUCAAAUAAAGUCUUUGUACAGAUACAA